This is a messenger RNA of Onthophagus taurus, 2067 nucleotides long. It is a transcript of the gene Sac1, whose product is annotated as phosphatidylinositol-3-phosphatase SAC1. Lineage: Eukaryota; Metazoa; Arthropoda; Insecta; Coleoptera; Scarabaeidae. Gene Ontology annotation, cellular component: endoplasmic reticulum. Gene Ontology annotation, molecular function: phosphatidylinositol-4-phosphate phosphatase activity. Gene Ontology annotation, biological process: phosphatidylinositol dephosphorylation. The record is from RefSeq and is a predicted model, not a curated record.
GUUCGUUUUUCGAUUUGACAGAUGACGUUUACGUUAAAUACCUAACCUUGAUUUCGAUUUAGGUUUUUAGAGGUUUAUUUAUCGUUUUUUUCUUUCGUGACUAUUUUGGAAGGAAAUAAAACGGGAAAAAUGGAAAUUCACGACGAUAUGAAAUUAUACACAUCAGCUGAAAAAUUUUACAUAGGAGCCAAAUCUGCAAAGGAACUUUUAAUUAUAGACCGAAUAUCAGAAGCGGUUUAUCUAGAAAAAAAAGAUAACCAACAAGCAAACCAUCCCCACAUCGAUUUUUGUGGCUUCUUAGGCAGUAUUACAUUAAUAGCAGGUAGAUACUUGGUAAUAGCGACACAUAGAGAUUUAGUUGGUUUCGUAGCCGGCCACGCAAUUUGGCGAUUACGAGGUUUCAAACUGGUGCCAUACUUUAAAAGUACAAUCCAUUUAAGUAAUUUACAACAAUCCGACAACGCAACUUAUUUAUCGAUGGUCGAACACGUUUUAAACACACCAUAUUUUUACUUUAGUUACACGUAUGAUUUAUCUCAUACGAUGCAAAGAUUAAACGGAGCUGGACCGAUGAUGGCGCAACAAUCAAUGUUAGCCAGAGCCGAUCAAAGAUUCGUUUGGAAUUGGCAUUUAUUAAAAGGAUUUCAAAACCCCGAUUUUAAAAAUUUUACGCUUCCAAUUAUUCACGGUUUUAUUUCGAUAAAUCAAGUGGUUAUUAAUGGGAAUACUUUUAAUUGGAUUAUGAUAUCGAGGAGGAGUACUCAACGAGCUGGAACUAGAUAUUUUAGACGUGGAACAGAUAGAAAUGGUUCAGUUGCAAAUUUCGUCGAAACCGAGCAAAUAGUUGAUUUUCAAGGUGAUCAAGGUAGUUUUGUACAAAUUCGGGGUUCAAUACCGUUAUUUUGGACUCAAUUACCGGAUUUAAGAUACAAACCACCUCCAAAAUUAGUUGAAAUUGAUCGUGAGGAUCAUAACCGUGCUUGUUUGCGUCAUUUAGAAACAACUAGUCAACUUUACGGUAGGCAAAUUUUAGUGAAUUUAGUUGAUCAGAAAGGUGCUGAAGGAAAAUUAGAACAAGCUUUCGGCGAAACAGUCAAUAACAUACGAUUAUCAUCGGUUCGUUAUGAACCUUUUGAUUUCCACGCUGAAUGUCGUCAUAUGAGAUGGGAUCGUUUAUCGAUUUUAAUUGAUCGAUUACAAUUUGAACAAGAAGAAAUGGGUUAUUUUUUGAUGAUGCGAGACGGUUCGUUAGUUUCGAUGCAAGACGGUGUUUUUAGAACGAAUUGUAUUGAUUGUUUGGAUCGAACAAAUGUAGUUCAAAGUCUUUUAGCUCAUAGAUCGUUAACGGCCAUGCUUAAAAAAUUAAAUAUUUUAAAACCAAACGAAAAUGUUGAGAAUCACGGUAGUUUUGAGAGUUUGUUUAAAAAUGUUUGGGCGGAUAAUGCGGAUUUUAUAAGUGUUCAAUAUUCCGGUACUGGAGCUUUAAAAACUGAUUAUACUCGUACCGGAAAAAGAACUAAAGCUGGACUUUUAAGAGAUGGCGUAAAUUCGCUUACGAGAUAUUACAAAAAUAAUUUUACGGAUGGGUAUCGACAAGAUGCGCUUGAUUUAUUCCAUGGUUUAGCUGAUUUGAGGUCACCAUUAACUGUAGAUAGAGGAUGGAGAUACAUAACGUUCCCUAGUGUACUUUUGGUAGCUGUAGCUAUGUUUGUUACUUGCGCGAUUAUUCCGCCGGAAUAUUCAACGGAAUCUUUGUUGUUUUUGUUAUUUUGGGGGUCGAUGGUUUUCGCAACGGGGCACACCAUUCUACGAUAUGGGCACGAAUUUGUUGAUAAACCUAGAUUGUUAUAACGUAUCAAUUUUUAUUUUUGAUAGUGUAGUGAUAAUAAGAUUCUUUUUGUGUCCUUUAGAACGUAAAGAAUAUGUGUGGAAUGGAAAAAGUGGAAUUUUUAUGUAUAUUUUUUGUGUACAUGCAUAAUUAAUUAUAUUAUAUUUUUUACCUAUGGUUUAUUAUAUGGUACAUGAAAACACGUAGGAUGUAAUAAUAAAUAAUGGUUAAAAAAACUU